Messenger RNA from Closterium sp. Naga37s-1, 465 nucleotides. Lineage: Eukaryota; Viridiplantae; Streptophyta; Zygnematophyceae; Desmidiales; Closteriaceae. The record is from the annotation of a GenBank genome assembly.
AUGCAGCCUGCCUCCAGGCCAAUCCGAAGCAGCCCUGACGGUCCCAACAUCUUCACCCUGGCGUCAUGCCAUGCCCACCCUCCUCUCCCUCCCAACCCCCGUUUCCCUUCCUCCAUCCUUCCCACCUCCUCCUCCAACCUUCCCCACCCUCUCCUCCCUCUUCCAGGCCAAUCCGAAGCAGCCCUGACAGUGUAUCAGCGGAUGCUCAAGGCGGGGUGCAAGCCCAACACCUUCACUCUGGCCUCACUCAUCCGCAUUCUCGGCAAAACCAAGGACUGGCAAGGAGCAGUUAAGUUUUUUGAGGAUGCGAGAUCUUCCAGCAUCCCUCUUAAUGCGCACCUCUUUAACGCGUUACUAGACGCGCUGCUGCACAACAGGCAGGUGGCUGCAGCGCGCUUAUAUCGAGGGCCGUACUGCCGCACUAUCAAUGGAGCUCUCGAAUGUUUCGCUGCUGCCUUUCCUUGA